This is a messenger RNA of Caenorhabditis angaria, 1570 nucleotides long. The record is from the annotation of a GenBank genome assembly. Lineage: Eukaryota; Metazoa; Nematoda; Chromadorea; Rhabditida; Rhabditidae.
AUGAGCGAUGAAGAGCAAAAUGAAAAAGUUGAAAGUAUCAAACUUGAUAUGGAUCUUGUAAGUUUGUGGGAAAAGCGAAAAAAAAACAAUUUCAAAUUUCGCGCACACAGCACUCGUAAACGCGGAGUUUCGUUGUUUUCUUUUUAUUUUUCUCGCGAAAAAUUUAUAAAAUUAAAAUAUUUCUAUUUGCAGUUGAUAAAAGAGCAUUGGGCUCCGGUGCGAGAACUUGGAAAGGGUAACUUUGGCAAGGUUUUUCAUGUUAUGAAUAUUCAAGAUGGAAGAGAAGGAGCGAUGAAAACAGAGAAAUUAGAGACGGAAAGUUUGUUGAAAAUUGAAGUUGAAAUUAUGAAUGAGAUGAAGGGACAAUCGGCUGCAGUGCAGGUUUUGGAUGAAGGCUAUUCAAGUGAUUUUAGAUUUGUUAUUAUGACAUUGUGUGGAAUGGAUUUGGCAAAAAUAUCACAGUUGGUAAGUUUUGGCGUCUCAAAAUCCUAAAGAUAUUCAAAUUUUCAGCUCAAUAACAAGUUCACUGAUUCGACAAUUCUCCGUCUUUCUAUUCGGAUUCUUCAUGCUAUUAAAACGGUAUUUUCACUCCAAAUCUCUGUCCCCAACUUCAAUCAGUCAUUUUUCUAGCUUCAUGAAACUGGUUAUAUUCAUCGCGAUAUGAAACCGUGUAACUUGGCACUUGAUUAUCACAAAGAUUCACAUGUGAUUUAUUUACUCGAUUUCGGAAUGGCUCGAAAAUUUGCGCGCCAGGGAUCCGAUCAGAAAUGGUUGAUUCGCGCUCCUCGACCAUCUUGCCCUUUUCGUGGAACUCUUCGAUAUUGCUCUCCAAAUAUGCAUAAACGUCUCGAAUUGGGUCGCGUUGAUGAUUUAUGGUCGUGGGCUUAUAUGAUAAUUGAGAUGCGUGUCGAAGUUCCAUGGGCAAAUACAACACAUCCGGAUAAAGUUGAAAUUCAGAAGAAUGAAUUGAUUCAUUCGACUGUUCAUAAGGAUCCAUUGAUUAAAACGUAUUGGCCGAUUAUUGAACAUUUGAAUAGUUUGACAUAUGCUGAUCGUCCUGAUUAUAGCAUGAUGUUCAAUACGGUAAGUUUUUCUAGAAUUUUCAGAAUAUGGCUUUAUUUGUAAUGCCCUUUUUCUCUUUCAGAUCUACAACAAAGUCAAAGAAAUUGAAGCAAAUAUGAUGGAUCCGAUGGAUUUCGAUGCAAUUCGUCCACAAGAUUGUCCUGAACACGAAGCUAUAAUCAAGAAGUACAACAUUCAAGUUGGAUCGAGAGAAAAAGUUCGUGAUUUGAAAAAGGAGACUGAAGAAAUCACCGAAUUCUUUGUUCCAAAACCAACCGAUGUUCCUGGUGGCGCGAAAUUCGUCCUUCCGAAAAAUCGAAACUUUUACUAUAAACAUGAAAGAAGAGAUGGAAAAUCGAAAGGAGCCGAGUUGAAGGAUUUCUCCGAAGCUCCGAAAGGACACGGAUUGUCGACGAAGAAAAGUCAGACAAAUGUUAGCGGAGAAAAGAAUCGAAGUAUGAGAAACAAGCAGAAAGUUGAAAGUAAGAGAAAUAAGCAAAAAGGGUGA